UUAACCCUGGUUAUCAGUAUCUCCAAGGUGGUUCUCUUUUAAUCUGGCUAGGUCACCAUGGUAACUCAUGCUGCGGAGCUAACCUGGUCGGGACCAGGUUUUGUUCUGAGCUUCUGCUUGAAAUUGGUAAGAAUGCCUCGAACUACUUUUAAAACAGUGUCUCAAACUAGUCAACAGUCAAUCUAUGAUCCAUACAGAGUCUCAGCGGAGAGAACUAGAUAUAAAUUUAUAUCUGUUGAGUCGUAACAUUGUAUAAGUGUCAUCAAACAGAUCUGUGCAGUUACAGUAGAGUAACUGUAUGUAUCAUUGUAGCUGUAGUUACAGUACAGUUAUUGUAUGAAACAUACUCGUAGUUACAGUAGAGAUACUGUAUCGUAGCUGCAGUUACAGUAGAGGUACUGUAUGUAUCGUUGUAGCAGUCAACUCAUGUGUGAGGUCUUUGUUUCUCACUGAAAAGUUCUCUUGACAUUGAGAAUUCUCUGAAAUUACUCUCCUGUAUAAUAAGGGAGCAGACAUUAAUGCUUCAAUAUUUUAUUAAGUAUGAUGUUCACUUACAUAUGAAAUACUGUAUAAUUCCUUGAAAACAGAAUGUUAUGUUAAUUUGAUUUAUCCUGAUUGGUUGAUGAUCGUUUUAAACUUCUGGUUAAAUGCCUUAUUUUAAUAAUUUAGCUGCAACAUUAAUAAAUGUGAAAAGAGUGAAGUGCUCUUAAUACUUUCUGAAUUAUUAGGCCUAUUAUUGUUAUUAUUAUUAUGACUGAUAUUGUGGCUUGAAGCAUCGAAAACAACAUGCUUGAGAAAUAUUUUUAAGUCUAUUUUAAUAAUUUGUCUUCCUGUGUGUUUGUAAGAGGAAGUGUAUCAUUUCAAAAAUGUUGGACUUUUACUUUGAAAGCCAUCAAAUCCUCUGCCCCGGAAGCUGUCGUCUUCACUGCGGCUAACUUCACGCUGUUUAAUCAAGGCCGCAGCUCGUUGGAGUUUCUUUAUUGUUAGUGAGAAAGUUUGUGUUGUGAUCCGUCAGAGCCUCUGUGUGUCCGGAUAAACCUGUCUGAAUGGACUUUGUGCUGUUCACCUUUUCUUUCUGGAUGUUUUACCUCUGACUCAUCUCACGGUAGAGUACAAACACGUUCAAGUUAGCUUAGCAUGCUAACUAGUUAGCACCACGGCGCUAGUCUGAGUGACUGUUUCAUGGAGAGCAAACUGUGUUUCUGACGGAGUUUGUGUGGAGAAAAAGUUGGUGUCACUGUGUGAAAAAUGUCUAAAGUCCAAACGGUGAGAGCGCUGGUGGAGCAGCGACUGACUGCGGCUGCUGAAGAGAUAUUUGGGCUGUUUGAAAGAACGAUAGCAGAGUACGAGGAGCAACUUUGUCGUUCAAAAGAGAAGAACGAGCGACAACAGAAACUACUGGACGCUGUUUUCAACCCUCAGAUUAAGCUACACAGAGCAGACAUCCAGCAGCUGUCGGUGGGUAAAGAAGAGUUUUCCUCUGAGCAGCAGGAGAGGAGCUGCAGUCUGGACCAGGACCAGGAGGAGCCAGAGCCGCCACACAUUAAAGAGGAACAGGAGGAACCUUGGAUCAGUCAGGAAGGAGAGCAGCUUCAGGGGCUGGAGGAGGCUGAUAUCACCAAGUUCACAUUCACUCCUGUCCCUGUGAAGAGUGAAGAAGAUGAAGAGAAACCUCAGUCCUCACAGCUUCAUCAAACACAAACUGAACAGAUGGAAACAGAAGCUGAUGGAGAGGACUGUGGAGGACCAGAACCAGACAGGAACUAUGAUCCAGAUCCACAUUUACAACCUGAUACUGCAGACUCUUCUGUACCUGAGACUGAUGACAGUGGUGAUUGGAAGGAGACCAGAGAACCUCAGUCAGGUUUGGACUGUUUGAAAAAAGAUGGCUACCCUGUCAGAGAUUCCUCGUUUCGUGCUGGUGAGAAACGAUUUAGCUGCUCUGAGUGUGGGAAAAGAUUUGGCGGCAAGUACGAUCUGAAGAGACACAUGAGAAUCCACACAGGAGAGAAACCAUUCAGCUGCUCAGUUUGUCAGAAAACUUUUACACGGAGUGAUACUUUAAAGGAACACAUGAGACUCCACAGAGGAGAGAGACCUUUGAGCUGCUUAGUUUGUAAUAAAACUUUUACAGAGAAUAGACAUUUAAAGUCACACAUGAGACUCCACACAGGAGAGAGACCUUUCAGCUGCUCGGUUUGUAAGAAACCUUUUACAGAGAGUAGAUAUUUAAAGGCACACAUGAGACUCCACACAGGAGAGAGACCUUUCAGCUGCUCAGUUUGUAAGAAAACUUUUACAUGGAGUGGAUCUUUAACGUCACACAUGAGACUCCACACAGGAGAGAGCCCUUUCAGCUGCUCAGUUUGUAAGAAACCUUUUACAGAGAGUAGACAUUUAAAGGCACACAUGAGACUCCACACAGGAGAGAGACCUUUCAGCUGCUCAGUUUGUAAGAAAACUUUUACAUGGAGUGGAUCUUUAAAGUCACACAUGAGACUCCACACAGGAGAGAAACUUUUCAGCUGCUCAGUGUGUGCUUAAUCUUUUGCACAAAGUGGGAAUUUAAAGUCACACAUAAGACUCCACACAGGAGAGUAACCUUUCAUAAAUGUGCUGGCCGCUCAUCCUCAAAGUUUCAUCAAACUGAGGAGAACAAAGAGGCAGAACCUCCAGCCAGCAGCCCACAAGAAGAGAUGUAAAUCUCUUCUUCAAUCUUUUUGAAGGAUUCGAAAAACAUUUUCAAGUUUUUUUUAAAUGCUACAAAGCUUGUAGUAACUUUUAUAAAUAUUUUUUUCUGUUCGUAUGAAAUUUACCUACAAUAUCAUUAAACAAUACUUUCUUUUCCAUGAUGAGAUAUGAUUUUAAUUUCUUCUUUGUUUAUUUUUAUUUAAUUUUUUUUGCAAAACAAAAGCUCACCCACUGAUAUUUUAAUUCAAUAUUUGAUUAUAGAAGUAUAAAAAUUACAACUUUAUUUUUUUUAACAGCAGAACA
Molecule: messenger RNA, 2994 nt
Organism: Centropristis striata (black sea bass)
Lineage: Eukaryota; Metazoa; Chordata; Actinopteri; Perciformes; Serranidae
Product: zinc finger protein 135-like
Exons: 2
Coding region: 1249-2544 (431 amino acids)
Cellular component (GO): nucleus
Source: RefSeq, a predicted model, not a curated record